AUGUUGUCGAAAUUGGUUAGUAGACAAGUCAUCAAUCAAGGCCUUCGUCUUGCCAAUCGAACUGCUUCGACAGUUGCUCAACAGAAGAUCGUUGGUGAUCGUAAUCCUGACAUUAAACACCAGAAAUUAUUUAUUAACAAUGAAUUUGUUGACGCAUACAGUAAAAAUGUCUUCGAAGUUCUUAAUCCGUCUACCGGCGAUGUCCUCACUGAAGUUGCUGAUGCAUCAGACAAAGAUGUAGAUCGAGCUGUAAAAGCUGCCAAAGACGCUUUUCGGCUUGGUUCAGAGUGGCGUCGUAUGGAUCCAGCAGCUCGUGGUGCUCUACUCAAUAAACUUGCCGAUCUUAUCGAACGUGACCGAGCUUAUCUUGCUGCUUUAGAAACAUUGAAUAACGGUAAACCAUUUCAAGAUUCGUACAAUGUUGAUAUUCCUCACUGUGUUGCCGUUCUCCGUUAUUAUGCCGGAUGGCCAGAUAAAAUGAAUGGUAAAGUUUUACCUGUUGGAGGAGAUUUCUUUUCGUAUACACGACGGGAACCUGUCGGUGUUGUUGGCCAAAUUAUUCCAUGGAACUUUCCAAUGAUUUUACUCUGCUGGAAAAUUGGUCCAUCCGUCGCAGCUGGUUGCACAAGUAUUAUUAAACUCGACGAACAUACACCACUCACUGGACUUUACACCGCGGAAUUAAUCAAAGAAGCGGGAUUUCCGCCAGGUGUUAUUAACAUCUUAUCUGGUGAUGGGCCACAUUGCGGUGCAUCUCUGGUUAAACAUCCUGAUGUUCACAAAAUUGCUUUUACUGGUUCAACACAAGUCGGAAAAAUCAUCGGUGCUGAAACGGCAAAAUUAGUCAAGCGUACAACGCUUGAAUUGGGAGGAAAAUCACCCAAUAUUGUCUUUGCUGAUUGUGAUCUUGAUACCGCAGUAGAAAUGUCGCAUUUCGCUCUAUUUUUCAAUCAAGGUCAAUGCUGUUGCGCUGGAUCACGUACGUAUGUCCAAGAGGAUAUUUAUGAUGAAUUCGUCCAGCGAAGUGUUGAACGUGCAAAACGACGAAAAGUUGGCGAUCCGUUCGAUGAUACUACUGAACAAGGACCACAAAUCAGUCAUGAGCAAAUGGAUAAGAUUUUAGAUUUAAUCGAUUCAGGAAAGCGUGCAGGUGCGAAACUACAAAUUGGUGGUCAACGAGCAGGUGACAAGGGUUUUUUUGUUCAACCAACCGUCUUCAGUGACGUUAAUGAUAAUCAUCGUAUUGCUCGAGAAGAAAUUUUCGGACCAGUGAUGCAAAUCCUUAAAUUUAAGACCGUCGAUGAAGUAAUCGAGCGCGCCAAUGACUCAGAUUUUGGUCUAGCUGCUAGUGUUUUCAGUAAAGAUUUGGACAAAGCUAUCGUUGUUAGCAAUGGCUUACGUGCCGGAUCAGUUUGGGUCAAUACUUAUGACAACUUUGAUCCUGCUGCGCCAUUUGGUGGCUUCAAACAAAGUGGUCUCGGUCGUGAGAAGAGUGAAUAUUCACUUGACUCCUAUACCGAAACCAAAUGCCAACUCGUUUGUGUUUUGAAUAAUGAUAUGGAUGAGAAACUAAUGCAACAAUUCAACGAACGUUUAUGCUUUGGCCUCCAACGUAUUCGAUUACUCAACGAUGAUACAAAUGCGACGAAUGAUUUUGUCAACAGAGUUCGAAGUGAUCUAGUCGAGCGAUAUCAAUUACGUAACAAUUAUUUUCGCCGCAACUUUCUCAUCGUUCUUCAUGAUCGAUGUACGAUCAAAUCUGAGAAGAAAUAUUUUCAAUUGAAAGAGAAACAACAUGAUCGAUCGAUGCAGUUCUACAAAAAAAUCUUCAAUAUUCAAUUUUUAGAGAAUAUCGAUCAAUAUCAACAGCAAUACCAUCAAUCGAUUCAAAUUUUGAACGAACUGCGAACGACUGUUGAACAAUAUAGUGUACAAAUUGAGAUUCUAAAACAAAAAAUUCACGAACAAACAAACCAAGUUUCUGUUUAUUCGAACGAACUUUUUCAACUUCAAUUUGAUCAAGUUUUACUUCAGUCGAAUAUUCAACAACUAAAACAACAAAUUCGAUUCGAAGAACAAUUCUACACUGAGCAAAAAUCCAUCGUCACUUCUCGAACUGAUGACUUAUCUUACUUUUUCUACGAAUGCGAAAAUCUGUCAAAAGAACUCGCUCAGAUCAAAAUUGAUAUUCAACAAAACUCGCAAUACAUCUCGACGAUCAACGAGAGUAAAAACCAACCUUUGCUUCUUCCACGAACCAUCCCAUCAGAAGAAAUUCAUUAUCUGUCUCUUUCGCCCAUAGCUCAAACUCAACAACAGUUACCAAUCGAAUUGAAUAACAAGCAAACUGAAUGGACGAAAUGUGAAGCGAGAAAAAAACCAGACAUAAAAGGAAGUCUGCUCAAUGUUGGUUGA
Adineta ricciae is the source of this 2415-nucleotide messenger RNA. NCBI's taxonomy places the organism in Eukaryota, Metazoa, Rotifera, Eurotatoria, Adinetida, Adinetidae. The record is from the annotation of a GenBank genome assembly.